Naegleria gruberi is the source of this 615-nucleotide messenger RNA. RefSeq names its product rab family small GTPase. The record is from RefSeq and is a predicted model, not a curated record. The transcript has 3 exons. Gene Ontology annotation, molecular function: GTPase activity; GTP binding. NCBI's taxonomy places the organism in Eukaryota, Heterolobosea, Eutetramitea, Acrasida, Naegleriidae. Bases 1 to 615 code for a protein of 204 amino acids.
AUGUCAAAGAAGGAACUUUUAAAGGUUAUUGUCUUGGGAGAUUCUUCCGUUGGUAAGACUAGUUUGAUGAAUCAGUUCGUUAGUAAAAAGUUUUCAACUCAAUACAAGGCUACUAUUGGAGCAGACUUUUUAACGAAGGAGGUUAUGAUUGAAGAUAAGAUGUGUUCCUUGUCAAUUUGGGAUACUGCUGGUCAAGAACGUUUCCACAGUUUGGGAUUUGCAUUCUUUAGAGGAUCCGAUGCUUGUGUACUUGUUUUUGAUAUUACUGUACCAAAGACAUUUGAAAAUGUUAAUAAUUGGAGAGAUGAAUUCUUGAUGCAAACCACUCCAGAAGAUCCUGAUAAUUUCCCAUUCGUACUCAUUGGAAACAAGGUUGACAUGGAAAACAUGAGACAAGUCCAACAAAAACAGGUCACUAAUUGGUGUAGAAGUAAGGGCAAUAUUCCAUAUUUUGAAUGUAGUGCCAAGGAUGGUACCAAUGUAGAAAAUGCCUUUGUAACUUUGGCAAAGAGAGCAUUAUCAGUGGCUAAGGAAGAUAUUAUUCAAAGAAAUGAAGGGUUGACAGACUUUGGAGACGAACCAAAGCCUCAACAAAACACUGGUUGUUCUUGUUAA